Molecule: messenger RNA, 1571 nt
Organism: Cavia porcellus (domestic guinea pig)
Lineage: Eukaryota; Metazoa; Chordata; Mammalia; Rodentia; Caviidae
Gene: Tmem271
Product: transmembrane protein 271
Exons: 1
Coding region: 69-1187 (372 amino acids)
Source: RefSeq, a predicted model, not a curated record
CGCAGGCGGCGCGGGCGGCGGCGGGCGGCGGCGGGCGCGCGGGGCGCGGGUCGGCUCGGGCGCGGAGGAUGAAGUGCAGCGUCCGCGGGGCCUGCGCCGCGCUCUCCUCCUGCCUGCUGCUCGCCUGCGCGCUCAGCGCCGCCGCCGUCGGCCUCAAGUGCUUUGCGCUGGGUUCAGAGCUGCGCGGGGAGCCGUUCCGCCUGGGCGCGGCCGCCGGCGCCUUCUACUCGGGGCUGCUGUUGGCCGCCGGCCUCUCGCUGCUGGGCGCCGCGCUGCUGUGCUGCGGGCCCCGGGGAGCGCCGCCCGCCGGACCGGGGUCCGCUCCGGGACCAGGUGCUGGGCUUGGUGUCCCCGGGGCCCCAGCAGCCCCCGAGGCGGCACCGGGCGAGGCGGGGGCGGUGGCUGGGGUCCCGGGGCCGGCAGGCGGCCAGAAUCUGCUGCUGCUGGGCGUCCUGGUGUUUAUGCUUGGCGUCCUCAGCGCCUUCGCGGGUGCCGUGAUCGACGGCGACACGGUGUCACUGGUGGAGCGCAAGUACUCGCACUACUGCCUGCCUGCGCGCGCACCGGCCGCGGCCCCCGGCCCUGCGCCCCCGGCCCCUGGCUCUGCGUCGCGCGCGCGCAACCCGCUGGACAGCGCCACGUCUGCCAAGUGCCGCCAGCUCAAGGACUACCAGCGCGGCCUGGUGCUCUCCACUGUCUUCAACUCGCUCGAGUGCCUGCUGGGCCUGCUCAGCCUCCUGCUCGUCAAGAACUACAAGUCUUCGCAGGCCCGGCGCGGCCGGCGCGGCCGGCGGAGGGGGAACCGGACCCCCUCGCGGCCCCGCAGUGGCCCAGGGCUCCGCGCGCAGCCCUCGGCCUCUCGAUCGCGGCGUGGCCGGCGGGGAAAGCGGGCGCGGAGGCUGCAGCCGCGGCCGAGUGAGGCCUCUAUUCUGUCUGCUGAGGAGUCGGACCUCGUUGGCCCCGGGGACUGCACGGGCUUCGCGGCGCACCACGCGGUGUCCUUCAUCAACGUGGGCGUCUUCCAUGCUCGCGACGAGGUGGGCGUGGAGGUGUGCUGUGGCGGCCACCCGUCGGUGGAGCUGCCAGGCUACGUGCCCUCGGACCCCGACCUAAACGCCUCUUACCCGUACUGCUGCCGGCCACCCUCUGAGGCCACGCGCCCUUGGGAGUCAGGCCGGGCCUGUUAAGCGCCGCGCGCCGCCAGGGGCCCUCAUCUCCGUUUCUCCUCUGUGUCGUUGGUAUCCGGAUUCCAUUCAAAGUUUACAACCCAUGUUUUGGGUAGGCUUUCCGACUGCUCUUUACCUUAGCGGAGUUCUUGGUUCCCUGAGGUUGUACUUGCAGGUCCCCGGUCGAGGGGACAAGAAUAGAGCGGCCAGCGAGGGUGACUUCCUGCGAGGACCAUGGCUGGGAGGACAGGGACGAAAGCAGCCGGUAUGUGAGGCUGGAGGAAGUGAAAAUCCACCCAACAGAACACUCUGUACACGGAUGUGCCUGCUUCUGUCGACCCUUUCUUACUGUAAACCUCUCUCCAUAAACAGUGAACAUGUUUGGUAAAUUUAUUGCAAUUUGAA